GCUAGGCUACAGUAAGAAGCACUGAACUGCACUAGCCAGUGAAAAGUCAAUUCACCGUAAACAAGGAUGGUUGUCAGAAUUAUAAUUUUUAAAUGGCCUAGGUCAUUUUGAUGUUUUGAGCAAAUGUUUAUUUGCAAUCUAAUUUAGUUUUCAACCAUAAAAACAUGCCUGUCAUUACAAUAGUAUUUGGUUUAUCGCUAUGAUGUGAGUGUGAGGGGUUUCUUUUUGCGAUGCGGAAGAACGCCUUUGCUACCCUAUUUAUUGUCUCUGUCAUCUCGUACGCAACAGUUUACUACCUAAGCAGUCAAAGGCCCCAGCAUCAGCAUUUGGUUUUAAACUUGGAUGAGGUAGAUAAAUUGGUUGACUUAGAGCGCAAGAUUGAAGUAGAACAGAAAGCUCUUCAGUCACUUCUGGAGAGACUUAAAACUUCUAUUCAGACACAAUGGGAGGACAAAAAGUUAAUCGAAGAAAAGAAAAAAGUGUUUGAAGAACUGUCCAUAGAAGCAGAUGAACUUUAUAAGAGAAGGACAGAGGAAUUGUUGCAACAUCCUCCACAAGCCAUUGCAGUGUUGGUGCUAGCUUGCAACCGUGUAACUGUCACUCGUUGUUUGGACCAGUUGCUGAAAUACCAGCCUGAUCCAGCUUUCUUCCCAAUCAUUGUCAGUCAGGAUUGCAGUCAUGAACCUACAGCAGAUGCCAUUCGAGGUUAUGGAGACCGUCUUUACCACAUUCAGCAACCAGACCAAAGUGACAUACAAGUGCCACCAAAAGAAAAGAAGUUCAAAGGAUAUUUUAAGAUAGCACGGCACUAUGGAUGGGCUCUAAAUCAAGUAUUUAACUUCUUCAACUUUAACAAUACAAUUAUUAUUGAAGAUGACUUGGAUGUCUCCCCUGACAUAUUUGAGUACUUCCUCGGAACACUUCCACUGUUGCACUCAGACCCUACACUUUGGUGUGUUUCUGCUUGGAAUGACAACGGGAAACUCAACUUGGUGAAUAAGGAAGCAAGAGAUGUUAUAUACAGAACAGACUUCUUUCCAGGACUAGGUUGGAUGCUAAACAAACAACUGUGGAGUGAGCUUUCCGUCAAGUGGCCUACCAGCUACUGGGACGACUGGAUUAGACAACCUGAGCAGCGAAGGAACCGAGCUUGUCUUCGGCCUGAGCUGUCUCGGACACGCACAUUUGGCAAAAUAGGUGUAAGCAAUGGCCUUUUUUAUGAAAAAUACUUGAAGUUCAUUCACCUCAACGAUCAGUUUGUGCCUUUUACCCAGAAGAAUUUGACAUUCCUUUUAAAGGUAUGUAAAUUGUUUCAUAGGGAUUUCAUCACAUCUUUCCAGCAUAAGCUUUGCCUUUUUCUCAGUGGGUGGGAUUCGCUCAAUAAAAUGUCUUUCUGUAAGAGGCGAGAGAUGGCUUGGGCUCAAUUGAUGGCCGUCCAAACACUGGUCUCUUCACCUCUGACCCAUAGGUGUGAAUCAGGUCCUUGA
Molecule: messenger RNA, 1487 nt
Organism: Macrosteles quadrilineatus (aster leafhopper)
Lineage: Eukaryota; Metazoa; Arthropoda; Insecta; Hemiptera; Cicadellidae
Product: alpha-1,3-mannosyl-glycoprotein 2-beta-N-acetylglucosaminyltransferase-like
Exons: 10
Coding region: 231-1487 (418 amino acids)
Biological process (GO): protein N-linked glycosylation
Cellular component (GO): Golgi apparatus
Molecular function (GO): alpha-1,3-mannosylglycoprotein 2-beta-N-acetylglucosaminyltransferase activity
Source: RefSeq, a predicted model, not a curated record